Cucurbita pepo subsp. pepo (vegetable marrow) is the source of this 1503-nucleotide messenger RNA. RefSeq names its product BAG family molecular chaperone regulator 4. NCBI's taxonomy places the organism in Eukaryota, Viridiplantae, Streptophyta, Magnoliopsida, Cucurbitales, Cucurbitaceae. Gene Ontology annotation, biological process: protein stabilization. Gene Ontology annotation, cellular component: cytoplasm. Gene Ontology annotation, molecular function: adenyl-nucleotide exchange factor activity; protein-folding chaperone binding. The record is from RefSeq and is a predicted model, not a curated record.
AACCCACUUUGAUAUCCAUGGGCUUGGGCCUAAUAUCAUUGCGACUCUAUCCAGCCCACCAAGCCCACAUUUCACACCAACCCGUGGCAAAGCCCAUAUGAUGUGGGACUGGAAAGCCCAAAAACGUGGGCCAGCAGCAACAAACCCGGGCCCAAUUGAAAAGAAACUGUCGUACCUAUCCAGGUGGACAUGUCCUCCUGUUUUAUCCCCAAAGUUGCAAUCGUAAUGGCAACCGACCAACCGCUGGCUGUAAUGUCUGCUUAGAGGUCCCUUUCUUAAACUCCACUGACACUCCGACGCUCCCCUUUCUGCAAUUCACGAAAUCCUCCGGCAACAGAGACCGCCAUGAAAACCUCCUCUUCAAAACCAAUCCCAAGCAGCGACGAGUUCCGACAAGACAUAGAUUGGGAGCUCCGACCGGGCGGAAUGAUUGUUCAAAAACGACACAUCGGGUCGGGUUCGGAUCGUUUCAUUACAAUAAAAAUCUCCCACGGUUCUUGCCAUCAUCUCCUCACUGUCGACGCCCAUUCCACAUUCGGGCAUUUGAAGAGGCUUCUCCGGCAGAAGACGGGAUUGGAGCCGAGAGAACAGAGAUUGUUGUUUAGAGGGAAGGAGAAGGAGAACGACGAGUGUUUGCACAUGGCGGGUGUUAACGACAUGUCGAAAGUGGUUUUGAUGGAGGAUCCAGCCAGUAAAGAGAGGAAGCUGGAAAUUAAUAAGAGGAUUACGACGGCGAUCGGUGAUGCUCUGGCGGAGAUCACGGCGGAGGUCGACAAACUCUUCCAAAAGGUUGCGGCGGUGGAAGGAGCGGUUAACGGCGGGAGAACGGUGGAGGAGAAAGAAGUAAAUGGAUUGAUAGAUAUGUUGAUGAUGCAAUUGUUGAAAUUGGAUGCAAUUGAGAUCGACGGAGAUGCCAAAUUGGUGAGAACUCAGGUGGUUAGAGUACAGAAUUACGUGGAUAGACUCGACAACGUGAAGAAUAGAAGAGACUCAAAUGGGUUGAGAAUUGAAUGUGGAUUUGGCACUCUCGUUCCUCCAAUUGCUUCUACAAAAAUAACUCAUGAUUGGGAACUCUUUGAUUAUAUAAGUUCUCGAUAUCGACUCAAACAGCUUCAUUAUAUUACACAGCUUGAAUCGGAACUCAAAGCCCUUCAAGCUGAAGUAACAAUUACCUCACCGAGGAUCAAAUUCAUGGACCGUCAAAAUUCACUGCUCCGAGCCGAAAAUUACUCCAUCAAAGAGAAAUUAUCCUCUUACGCCGGUGAACUUCUAUUCAAAGAAGCCCAAUACGAGGAACUGAAAAGGGAGAGAAACAUGUUGAAGGAGAUCUACGAAGCAUAUCAGUUAAAACGGUUGGAAUCACUGAAAAACAGCAACAGCAGCAGCAAGAACAACAACAACAGCACAAGCGGUGGUGGUGGUGGAGGAAGCUGUUUCCAAUUGGAAGAGAAUUGCCCAGAAAUGGCCGACAAAUCAAACCCAUUUAGGAUGCUGGAAAACUGA